This is a messenger RNA of Cutaneotrichosporon cavernicola, 987 nucleotides long. RefSeq lists its product as uncharacterized. The coding region runs from base 1 to 987 and encodes 328 amino acids. The record is from RefSeq and is a predicted model, not a curated record. Lineage: Eukaryota; Fungi; Basidiomycota; Tremellomycetes; Trichosporonales; Trichosporonaceae. Gene Ontology annotation, cellular component: nucleus. Gene Ontology annotation, molecular function: protein binding. The transcript is spliced from 5 exons.
AUGACAUCGCGAUCCUCGUUCACCAGAAUCACAACAACUUCAAUGUCUCUCGUGUACCUCCCGCAGGAGGCGACUCCGCCCCAAAACGACGCCCUCUGGGCGCUCACCUGGCUCGGGCCCCGUCUCAUUUCAGGUGGCGCAGACGGCAUCGUGCGCAUCCACGACGCAACCGACCUCUCGCUCCCGCUCAAUGAGCUCGACGCGCUCCCACUCGCCAUCUCCUCCCUCAGUGGGGCGGGGGAUAAAUUCCUCGCAUCGAGUCUGGACGGAACUGUCGCCCUGGCCAUGGACGGCCAGUGGGUCGACCGGGUCGACACGGCGCGCGAAAGUGAUGUCCCGGCAUACGCGGCCGCCAUGCAUCCUCAAGCUGAAGCGUGUGCGUGGGUCGGGCGCGGGACGACUGUCGCUCUCCGCCGUAUAACCGACAGCCUGGCGGGUGAGGACAGCCGCGCGACCCUCGAGAAGGGGCGGUUUGGGAUGACCGUCAAGUUCUCGCCUGAUGGGCGGCAGCUCGCUGUCGGGAUGGAGAGCGGACAUGUUGCCGUUAUUGAUGUCGCUACGUCCGCCGUGGUUGCCAGCUAUGCAGCACACGCGAUGUGUGUGCGGACCCUUGAUUGGAGCCCCGAUAGCCAGUGGUUGUACAGCGGCAGCGACGAUGCGCGGAUCGUGCUCCACGAUGUGCGGGCUGGUGGGGAGGGGGCCCGCGGCGAGGGCGCAGUCGCUAUUCUCCAGGGACACCAGAGCUGGGUGUUGUCCACGGCUGCGAGCCCGGACUCUAAGCUCCUCGCCUCAGGUGGCGCGGACAAGACGGUCAAGCUCUGGGAUGUGGGGCAGCGCGCGUGCGUGAGCACCAACACGGCCGAGGCAGAGGUGUGGGCCGUCGCGUGGCAGGGCGAGUACGAGGGUGCGCUCCCACCUGGCAAGCAGUUUGCCAUCGCGGGCGAUGACAAGAAGGUCAGCCUGUACCGCGCGGCGGGGGCUGUGUAA